This is a messenger RNA of Trifolium pratense (red clover), 3542 nucleotides long. RefSeq names its product receptor-like protein kinase. The transcript has 2 exons. The record is from RefSeq and is a predicted model, not a curated record. The coding region runs from base 46 to 3258 and encodes 1070 amino acids. Gene Ontology annotation, molecular function: protein kinase activity; ATP binding; protein binding. Gene Ontology annotation, biological process: protein phosphorylation. Lineage: Eukaryota; Viridiplantae; Streptophyta; Magnoliopsida; Fabales; Fabaceae.
CAAACACCACCACUUCAUAUUAACAACUUUGCUUGCAACACACACAUGAUGAGAAUGAGACUACUACUUGCUUCCUUGUGCCUUCUCUUCUUAUUCUUGCAUUUGUAUUCUGUUUCUUCACUCAACUCAGAUGGGUUGGCACUCUUAUCAUUCAUGUCUCACUGGACAUAUGUUCCUUCUCCCAUAAACUCCACAUGGAUUCCAUCUCAUUCCACACCAUGUUCAUGGAAAGGUGUCCAAUGCGACACUGCAACUCACCGUGUAGUCUCUCUCAACCUUUCGUAUUAUAACAUUCCCGGUCAACUAAGACCGGAGAUUGCUAAUUGCACACAACUCAAAUACUUAGACCUUUCUUAUAACUACUUUACCGGCCAAAUACCACACUCAUUCUAUAAUCUUCACAAACUCACAUCUUUCGAUCUCUCUGUUAAUCUUCUCACUGGUUCCAUUCCAACUAGUAUUGGCAACAUGACUCAACUUCGCUACUUGUAUCUCCAAAAUAACACCUUGUCUGGUACAAUUCCUUCAACCAUUGGGAACUGCACUCAACUGCAAGACUUGUUUUUGAACUCUAAUCAAUUCCAUGGUGUCAUUCCCCACACUCUCAAUACCAAUCUUCUUCGUUUCGAUGUUGCUGAUAAUAAACUAACAGGUACCAUUCCAUUUGGUGGCUCUUCUAGUUGUCAAAAUUUACUGUUUUUGGAUAUCUCAUUCAAUUUCUUCAGUGGAGGCAUUCCCACAGCCCUUGGGAAUUGUACUUCUUUAUCACAAUUUGCUGCUGUCGGAUGUAACUUGGUUGGAACUAUUCCAUCCUCUAUCGGUCUUCUAACCAAGCUUUCAAUUCUACACCUUCCUGAGAAUCAUUUGUCCGGAAAAAUACCUCCCGAAAUAGGUAACUGCAAGUCUUUGAAUCAGUUGCAUUUGUAUUCCAAUCAACUUGAUGGAAACAUUCCAACUGAAUUGGCGAAGCUGAGUGAACUUAAGAACCUCGAACUGUUUUCCAAUCAAUUGCGCGGUGAAAUUCCACUUGGCAUAUGGAAGAUUCAAACUCUUGAGCAUCUACUUGUGUAUAAUAAUAGCCUUUCUGGUGAACUUCCUGUGGAGAUGACAGAGCUCAAGAAUCUCAAAAAAAUCUCAUUGUUUAACAACAUGUUCUCUGGAGUCAUACCUCAAAGCUUAGGAAUUAAUAGCACUUUGUUGCUGUUGGACUUUACAAAUAACAGGUUCACUGGCAACCUCCCACCAAAUCUUUGUUUUGGCAGAAAGUUAAGCCUUUUGCUUAUGGGGAUCAAUCAACUACAAGGUACUAUACCUUCUGAUGUCGGAAGAUGCACAACUCUAACAAGGGUCAUUUUUAAACAAAACAACUUUACUGGGCCUCUACCUGAUUUUGAAACCAAUACCAAUCUCUUAUACAUGGAUAUCACCAACAACAAAAUCAACGGUUCGAUUCCAUCAGGUUUAGGAAACUGCAAAAAUCUCACAGAUUUAAUUUUGUCCGUGAACAAAUUUAGUGGUCCAAUACCAUCAGAGAUAGGAAACCUUGUUAACCUUAGGACUUUGGUUCUUGCUCACAAUAACUUAGAAGGUCCUUUGCCAUUUCAGCUGUCAAACUGUACCAAAAUGGACAAGUUUGAUGUGGGAUUUAAUUUCUUAAAUGGUUCUUUGCCAUCAAGUUUGCAGAGAUGGACAAGGCUUAAUACACUAAUUUUGAGUGAGAAUCGUUUUAGUGGCGGCAUUCCAACUUUCUUUUCGGUAUUUAACGAUCUUUUAGAACUACAGCUUGGCGGCAAUAUGUUUGGAGGGCGGAUUCCUAGAUCGGUUGGGGCAUUGCAGAAUUUGAUCUAUGGGUUAAAUCUAAGUUCUAAUGGACUGAUAGGAGACAUACCUGUGGAAAUUGGAAAACUGAAAACUUUGCAAAUGAUGGAUCUGUCUCAGAACAAUUUGACAGGAAGCAUACAAGUUCUUGAUGAACUCCCUUCAUUGGUUCAAAUCAAUAUUUCAUAUAAUUCUUUUCAGGGUCUCAUACCAAAGAGUCUAAUGAAGAAGCUAGCAUUUUUGGGGAAUCCUGGGCUAUGUAUCAGUUGUUCGCUAUCCGAUGGUUUGGUUUGCACCAAAAGCAGCAGCCAUCUAAAACCAUGUGAUAACAAUACUGUGAAACACAAAGUCCUCGGCAAAACUGCAAUUGUGAUGAUAGCUUUAGGAUCCUCAAUAUUUGUUGUAUUUCUGUUGAUGGGAUUAGUAUAUAUCUUUGUUUAUGGCAGAAAAUCUCAACAAGUCCAUAUUACUGAUAAUGGUGGUCCUUCGUCCCUUUUUAACGAAGUCCUGAAGGCUACAUCGAACCUAAGUGAUGAGUAUAUUAUUGGCAGGGGAGUGCAUGGAGUUGUUUAUAAAGCCGUUGUAAGUCAAGACAAAGCUUUUGCUGUAAAGAAGCUAGCAUUUUCUGCUGCCAGCAAAGGUAAGAAAAUGAGCAUGAUCAGAGAAAUUCAAACCCUGGGACAUGUUAAGCAUCGAAAUCUAGUCAAAUUGGAAGAGUUUUGGUUCAGACAAGAUUAUGGUCUAAUUCUAUAUCGAUACAUGCGAAAUGGAAGCCUUUAUGAUGUAUUGCAUGAAAAGAAACCAGCACCAUCCUUAGAGUGGAAUGUCCGGUAUAGAAUAGCUGUUGGAAUUGCUCAUGGGUUGGCUUAUCUCCAUUAUGACUGUGAUCCUCCGAUAGUUCACCGAGAUAUCAAACCAAACAACAUACUUUUAGACUCUGAUAUGGAUCCUCACAUUGCUGACUUUGGUAUUGCCAAACUUUUGGACGAGUCUUCUACAUCAAAUUCUUCCUUAUCUGUGCUGGGCACAAUUGGUUAUAUCGCGCCAGAGAAUGCUUAUACAACAAGAAGUCGUAGGGAGUGUGACGUGUACAGUUAUGGAGUAGUUUUGCUUGAGCUGAUAACAAGAAAGAAGGUAGCAGAUCCAUUAUUUAUGGAGGGUACUACUACUGAUAUAGUGGGUUGGGUUAGAUUGUUGUGGAGUGAAACAGGAGAAAUUAAAGAAAUUGUUGAUUCAAGCCUUGCAAAUGAAUGUGUAGAUAGCAAUAUAAUGGAAAAUGUUACCAAAGUGCUUAUGCUGGCUUUGAGAUGUAGUGACAAGGAUCCACACAAGAGGCCUACAAUGAGAGAUGUUACCAAGCAAUUAUCUGAUUCUAAUCCACAGAAAAUAAGUAGAAACUGUAGAUAUGUAAAUCCAUAUCAGCAUUACACGUCAAAGUGAUAUUAAAUUUGUACAGUGAGUUGGAACUCAAUAAAUUUCUGAAUAUUUGUAUAUCAUGUCUCAAUCUAGUGUUUGGUGAGACAACAAAAUAUGAUAAGUUAAUCCUAAAACAUAUUAUGUCUCUCUGGUGGAUCCCAUUGUCAAAAAAAGAGGUUUAGCUGGAUCCCACCCGCAUCGUUUAUCAUCGAUCCAUCAUCAUCCAUGUAUAGAAUAUUCACCUUUGGCUCCAGCCAUGUAAAAUGAAUAAUUAAAAUUAAUAAUAUCAAUUGUUAAAUUGUUUUGAA